CUUAUUUUGAAAAAAUGCGUUUAGAAGUGUAGAUGUAAUUUUAUUUUUGGCACUUAUUUAAUAAAUAUAUAAAUUGUGGUCUUAUCUGACAAUGGAUCUCAGUAAUAACGAAAAUGAUUCAUACGACUACGACACGCCUUCGGAUACGGAUCAUGAGUCUAGCCAUGUAGCAGGACAUGGCCGAGCUUCCAGUGGGUCGCAAACAUCACGUGGAAGUGAUGGCUCAUCUUAUCAGCGCAACAGUCAAGUGUACCAACAGCAGAUAUCAGGUUCCUCCUCUGCAGGAGGUGAUAGACCACCUGAUGUUACUGGUAUCGGUGAUACUGUGGAUGCUGGAAAUAAUUCAUCAAGCUGGUCUUCUGCACCGAAAAUGGAAAGCAAACAUUCUACGGUAAGCAGCGGCAGCAGUCGUGGUACUCUGCUUCCGUGGUGCGCUGGUGCGAACCGAGAGCGCGUUGCUUUAGUUACGCCUGUGCAAACUGAAUCUUCAGCGGGAUCUGAUCUUUUGCCAGGAGAGUUCGUUAUGAGAUCUUUGUUUGCUGAUUUUGCGAUUCAAGCCGAUCGCAAAAUGGAAACUGUUAUGGCUGAACCACCGGAAAGACCUAUAUCAAAAGUUUUACAACGUGGAGAGGAUCCUCAAUUUGAUCAAUUGUUGAGUGCUUUUGGAUCUGUUGCGGAGCACUGUCUGCCUUCGUUAUUGCGUGCACUGUUCGGUUGGUAUGAACGUCAGAUGGCCCAAGGCGGCGCUACUGAACAGAAAAAAGUUGACCAGAAAGGAAAAAGUAUUAUGUACAGUAUUGUAUCCGGUCCACCUGAACCUGUUGAGAGAAGUGAGGCUGAUAUACAAAUGGAGAGAAGAGACUUAGCUGUAGAAUUUUUAUUCUGCUUAGCACUCAUCGAAGUGUUGAAGCAAUUACCAUUUCAUCCAGGGCAUGAAGAUCUCAUUACUUAUAUUGAACAAAUUUCCUUUAAACAUUUUAAAUAUAGAGAAGGUAUACAAUCGGGACCAAAUGCCGCGAACAUACAUAUCAUAGCUGAUUUAUAUGCAGAAGUUGUAGGAGUACUGGCACAAAGCCGAUUCAUGUCUGUUAGAAAACAUUUUAUGAAUGAGUUGAAAGAACUACGUACCAAAGAAGCUAGUCCAACAACUACACAGUCUAUCAUAUCUUUACUCAUGGGUAUGAAAUUUUUUAGAGUCAAGAUGGUUCCAAUUGAAGAAUUCGAAGCCAGUUUUCAAUUUAUGCAAGAGUGUGCGCAAUAUUUUCUUGAAGUGAAAGAUAAAGAUGUGAAACAUGCAUUGGCUGGACUGUUUGUAGAAAUUCUAGUUCCAGUUGCUGCGGCUGUUAAAAAUGAAGUUAAUGUGCCUUGUCUUAAAAAUUUUGUAGACAUGCUAUACUCGCAAACCUUGGAUGCCAGUACUAAAUCAAAGCAUCGGCUGGCACUUUUUCCAUUAGUCACUUGUUUACUCUGCGUUAGUCAGAAGACUUUCUUUUUAGCUAAUUGGCACUACUUUUUAGCUAUGUGUUUAUCAAAUUUGAAGAAUAGAGAUCAAAAAAUGUGUCGAGUCGCAUUAGAGUCACUAUAUCGUCUUUUAUGGGUGUACAUGAUCCGUAUAAAAUGCGAAAGCAAUCAAGCAACUCAAUCGAGAUUACAAAGCAUUGUCAAUUCUCUAUUUCCUAAAGGAUCAAAAGCUGUGGUACCUCGUGAUACGCCUUUGAAUAUUUUUGUGAAAAUUAUUCAAUUCAUAGCUCAAGAACGAUUAGAUUUUGCUAUGAAAGAAAUUGUUUUUGAUUUGUUAUCAGUAGGAAGAACCAUCAAAAUAAUUCUUACUCCUGAGCGAAUGAGUAUAGGUUUGAGAUCAUUUUUGGUGGUUGCAGAUAGCUUGCAACAAAAAGAAGGUGAACCGCCAAUGCCUAGAACAAUGGGAGUAUUACCCUCAGGAAAUACUCUUAGGGUAAAGAAAACAUUUUUAAAUAAAAUGUUGACAGAAGAUACUGCCAGAAGUAUUGGUAUGAAUAGCUAUUUUCCACAUGUGAGAAGAGUCUUUGUUGACAUUUUAAGAGCUCUAGAUGUUCAAUAUGGAAGACCAUUAAUGAUGACAAAUACUCAGAAUGUUAACAAAGAACCAGAUGAAAUGAUUACAGGAGAGAGAAAACCUAGGAUCGACUUGUUUAGAACUUGUGUUGCAGCUGUACCUAGACUGAUACCGGAUGGUAUGACUGGUGCUGAAUUGGUUGAUUUAUUAGCUCGCCUGACUGUACAUUUAGAUGAAGAAUUAAGGGUAUUGGCUUAUCAAAGUUUACAGACAUUGGUGCUUGAUUUUCCUGAUUGGAGACAGGACGUUAUAUGUGGUUUCACACAGUUUCUGGCUAGGGAUGUUUUGGAUACUUUUCCACAGCUUGUUGAUAAUGGUCUAAGAAUGUUGCUACAACUCUUAACCAGCUGGAAAAAUGCUCUAACCAGUGUCGCGGCAAAUGCUUCUGCUAGAGCUAAAGAAAGCCCAGAGUCUAAUGGAUCUAAAAAAAUAGAUAUUAAAGUAGAACCAGCAUCUUCAAUACUCCAUAUGGUUGAAGGAUUUGCUUUAGUUAUGUUAUGCAACUGCAGAGUAUUUCCAAGGAAAUUAGCUGUACACAUAUUACGCGAGGCAAAAAUGCUUUUAAAAGCAUUGUGUAUCACUGAAGAAGAUCAGGCUGUCAUCGAUGUUAUAGACAAGUGCUGCCCACAAGUUAUAGAAAAAUUACUUCCUAGUUUACCAGCUGCAGAAAAAACUGCUGCAUUAGCUGCUUCGACCAUAGACUUACAGUGGAUCGCCGAUAGAAGUGCCUCCGUAUGGACCGCUGACGAUUCAUGUAACGCAAAUCGUUCAACAACUUCAUUGAAUUCAGGUGCCAUGGACCCUUGGAGUGCUUGCUUAUUUGCUUUCCUUGAGCGUGGACGAGUCCUUACACAUUGUCCUCUUGCUGUGACCCAUUCAUGGCCAUUUGUUUUCGGCAGAGUUACUACUCUUUUCACGGUUGUUGAUCCAACUCCUGUGUCAGACAACAGAGCUUCAUUGUUAAGAAGUAGUGCCGUUCCUCGACGUCCAGUUACCGAACGCGACGUUUACAUGCAUCUUUGGAAGAAUUAUGUUACUUUUGCAUAUCGUGUGGUACCUCCGGCUCCUUGUCCGAGCGUGAGGUGUGCCUCGCCUGACUUAAGUCUCAGUUCGUCACCAGAUUCUUUGAGUGCAGAAAGAGGUGACAGUAAGUCGCCUGGUGCACCAGCCGGUCCUGCUCCGGCAGCUCUGUAUAAAUUGACGGUUCCACUUUUACGAUGCGAAGCAGCUGAUGUGCGAGAUGCAGCAGCUGGAGCUCUGGGAAAAGUCAAUGCUGAAGCAUUGAAAGAUCUUAUGGAAGAAUUAGUUCCUUACAUUCGUGAAGCUGUUGACCGAAAACAAGAAAAUAUGAGACGUCGUAGACGUCGUGAUGCUUUACGAUUGCAGCUGGUACGGGUAUUGGAAUUAAUCGCCGAGUAUGGUACAUUUGGAAUAAGUCCAAGUGUUCUAGAUAGAGAAACAAUGUCUCUACAUCCAACAUUCGUGGAAUAUAUGGAAGGAGCCAGAUUAUAUCUAGAGAAUGAAACUAAGGAAGACAAAGACGCACCCGCCCAACAAGAAGUAAAAUUACAUUUCUGUGAUUUUAUCAGAAAAAUGAUCAAAAGUUUUUCUCUUGAAACUUGUACUACUUUAUUAAAGCGAGAUUUACGAAGUGGCCUUUUUAAUUUAUUUGCACCGUGGUCUGGGCCUUUUGCUAAGCCAUUAGGCUACACUCAAAGUCAUUCAUCCUCUGCAGAUGCAGAUGAAAAGUUACAAAUGUCGGCUUUGCAGGCAAUGAGCGCUUUGUUGUGCUGCGGCGGAUGUUUCGAUCCAUUAGCAUUAGCUGAAGAUGGAUCUUUGUACCCUUGGCUGGAUAUGCUAUUGUCGUCUACUGAUGAUAAGAUAUACCAGCUAGCUCGAGAAACUGCAGUGUUAUUAUUAGAAGCAAAUCCAGAUAUUGGACCACUUUUGGAUUGGGCUUUGGACAGAUGUUACACUGGACAGCCUCGUGUGGCUGAUGGAUGCUUUAUGGCCCUUGCCGCCAUAUUCAGUGCACGUGAAUAUCCUUGUGAUCACUACACUGCCGUUAUAAAUGUUACCUUGCUGAGUACUGGUUGUCCUCGUGCUGCAGUGCAUGAUACUGCUCUCCAACUUCUGCAGCUUUUGGAUCGAAGAUUUUUCGGAGAUGUAGGACCCCCUUUGAGUGAUGGCGACCAGCCCGAAUCAAUGGAAAUAAUUUCUGAUUCACGUCCUAUUAUUAAAUAA
Messenger RNA from Ctenocephalides felis (cat flea), 4339 nucleotides. RefSeq names its product protein furry-like. Gene Ontology annotation, biological process: cell morphogenesis; neuron projection development. The coding region runs from base 92 to 4339 and encodes 1415 amino acids. Gene Ontology annotation, cellular component: site of polarized growth; cell cortex. The transcript has 23 exons. The record is from RefSeq and is a predicted model, not a curated record. Lineage: Eukaryota; Metazoa; Arthropoda; Insecta; Siphonaptera; Pulicidae.